UUAGCAUUUGUCUUUCUUAUUAUCAUCAUCCAUUAUUCAUCCAUCUCCCUUUACCAUACUUUCUUUCUCUAGAUUUUCUUGAUUCUUAAUUUCUUUCCUCACUCACCCUUUUCUGUUUUGACUCAUCAAUCAUCACCAUCCACACUCAUAUUCAUAAAAGUUUGAAACUUUCAAGAAAACUCAAAAAGAAAAAGAAAAAAAAAUCCAACCUUGUGGUUGAGGAGUUGUUUUUUUAACACAACACAAUCAAAGGAUGAAGAUUUUCAUGAUGAUGUUUAUGUUUCUAUUAAUGAACAUGAUGUGUUUGAAGGGUUAUUCAACAUCUCCUACCCUUUCUCCAUCAUCAUCUAUAUGUCCUAUGGAUCUUAACUAUGUUCUUAGAAUCCAUUGGAACUCAUCAGCAUGUCAAAAUUUUGAGUCUUCAUCAUCCAAAAAAGAAGCAACUACAAGCACUUGUUGCAUAUCACUUUUAUCCCUUUUUGGAAUAGGAUUUGCACAACACUUAAAAGCAACUUCAAGUUUCAAUCUCCAAGACCUUCCAACUUCAAUUUCAUGCAUGCAAGAUUUUCAAUCAAAGCUUAAUUCUCUGUCACUCCCUAAAAACCUUACAAACUCUUGCUUUGACCCUCUUCAGUUUGUUAUCUCACCUAAUAUAUGUGCAGGCAUUGAAACUGUUCAUGAUUGGAACGAGAAGCUUGGUCCAAACACACCUCUUAAUUCUGCUUGUAAACCAGAUCUCACUGAUCUUUCUCAGUGUGAUGUGUGUUUGGCUGCAGGGUUACAAGUUAAGCAGAAGCUUGUUGCUCUUGAUGGUAACUCUUCUCGUUCAUUGAACUGUUUCUACUUUACAAUUCUUUAUGCUGCUGGAAUUGUGAAUGAGUUUGGACCUGAAAGUAAUGGUGCUGUUACUUGUGCUUUUAGUUUACCUGUUUAUUCAGAAGUUGGUUCUGGUUCAAAGGGUCAUCAGCGUCUUGUGUUUGGUUUAACAGGAGCUGGUGUUGCAUUGUUUGUUAUGUCUACUUUGUUGGGUUUAUAUGUUUGGUGUGAUAGGAGGAGGAGAAAGCUUGAAACUUUUCAAUUUGAUUUUGAUCCUGAGGAACAAGGGUCUAGGCGUAAGUUAAGGCCUAAUACAGGGUCAAUUUGGUACAAAAUUGAGGAACUUGAGAAAGCUACUGAUAAAUUUUCAACUAAGAAUUUUAUUGGUAGAGGUGGGUUUGGUCUUGUUUUCAAGGGAACUUUGCCUGAUGGAUCUGUUGUUGCUGUUAAAAGGGUUUUGGAAUCUGAUUUUCAAGGGGAUGUUGAGUUUUGUAAUGAGGUUGAGAUUAUUAGUAAUCUUAAGCACAGGAAUUUGUUGCCUCUUAGAGGUUGUUGUGUGGUUGAUGAGAAUGAUAAGAAUUAUGGUAAUAGAGGGGAAAGUCAAAGAUAUCUUGUUUAUGAUUACAUGCCAAAUGGAAACUUGGAAGAUCAUCUUUUUGUGUCAAAGGAUCCUCAAAAGGUUAAUAAAUCAUUGACUUGGCCUCUUAGGAAGAAUAUAAUUUUGGAUGUGGCAAAAGGGUUGGUUUAUUUGCACUAUGGAGUUAAGCCUGCAAUUUAUCAUAGGGAUAUAAAAGCCACUAAUAUAUUACUUGAUGAAGAUAUGAGAGCAAGAGUUGCUGAUUUUGGACUUGCUAAACAAAGUAGGGAGGGUCAGUCUCAUCUCACUACUAGAGUGGCCGGAACUCACGGAUAUUUAGCACCCGAAUACGCGCUCUACGGUCAGCUGACUGAGAAGAGUGAUGUAUAUAGCUUUGGCGUUGUUGUUUUGGAGAUAAUGUGUGGGAGGAAGGCGCUUGACUUGUCUUCAUCGGGGUCACCGCGGGCGUUUCUGAUCACCGAUUGGGCUUGGUCAUUGGUGAAAUCGGGGAAAAUUGACGAGGCUUUGGAUGCAUCUCUAUUGAAUGACGAAAACAAUUCCAGUUCAAAUCCUAAGAGCAUAAUGGAAAGGUUUUUGCUGGUUGGAAUUUUGUGUUCUCAUGUAAUGGUUGCUUUGAGGCCAACAAUUUCUGAUGCUUUGAAGAUGUUGGAAGGUGAUAUUGAAGUUCCUCAAAUUCCUGAUAGGCCUAUGCCUCUUGGCCAUCCUGCAUUUUAUAAUGAUGGCAACACUUUUAGCAUAUCUCCAGCGUUAAGCGGCCCGAAACUGCGCGCUGGAGACAUGCUCAGGUAAUUAAUUAAUAAGUUACCUUAGCAUUGCCCGAGUCUAGUCGAAUCGUCGUGUUGGUAACAUGAUGAUGAGUUCUUUUGAGAUUAAUAAACAUAUGAUGAGUAUCUCAAAUCUCAAGAGUACUGAAGCUAGCAAUCACAACUGUGCCUCAAGAAAUUCUAUCAAGUGUUUUAAUGUCAACCAGAAAGAAACUUAUCUCUUUAGAUCAGCUACCAGGAAGCAAGGUUCACUUGAUAUAAUAGUUUAGGAUAUUAGAAAAUGAUGUUGUAAGAAUGUUGCAUUAAUCACUUUUAGUUAUUUUCUUGUAAAACAAGGCACAAAUAAACCUGUAUAUAUGGAAAUGUUUAAGUGAUGUUGGAUUGCUUUUUCUCUUCCUCAGCAAAAUCUAUCCUGAUUUAUAUAAUGCUUGUUCUUAAGUUUUCA
Molecule: messenger RNA, 2623 nt
Organism: Cicer arietinum (chickpea)
Lineage: Eukaryota; Viridiplantae; Streptophyta; Magnoliopsida; Fabales; Fabaceae
Product: probable receptor-like protein kinase At1g11050
Biological process (GO): protein phosphorylation
Molecular function (GO): protein kinase activity; ATP binding
Source: RefSeq, a predicted model, not a curated record